AGUCGCCAUGGCUCCUGUGAAGAAGACCGUAACCAAGGGUAGCAAGAAAAAGAAGCAACUGCUUAAAUUCACCUUGGAUUGUACUCAUCCAGUGGAAGAUGGCAUCAUGGAUGCUGCUAAUUUCGAGCAGUUUUUGCACGACCGUAUCAAAGUGAAUGGCAAGGUCGGCAACUUGGGAGGAGGAGUAGUCUCUAUUGAGCGAAGCAAGAGUAAAAUCACUGUGUCUUCAGAGGUUCCAUUUUCAAAGAGGUAUCUUAAGUACCUUACUAAGAAAUAUCUGAAGAAAAACAACCUUCGUGAUUGGCUUCGUGUGGUUGCAAACAGCAAGGAAAGCUACGAGCUCAGAUACUUCCAGAUCAACCAGGAUGAAGAGGAGGAAGAAGAUGAAGAUUAAACUGGGAUCUGGAUGGCUGUUUUUGUAAAGAAAAUAAAAUAUUCACAUACUUUA
Molecule: messenger RNA, 448 nt
Organism: Xenopus tropicalis (tropical clawed frog)
Lineage: Eukaryota; Metazoa; Chordata; Amphibia; Anura; Pipidae
Gene: rpl22
Product: ribosomal protein L22
Exons: 4
Coding region: 8-394 (128 amino acids)
Biological process (GO): translation
Cellular component (GO): ribosome; cytoplasm
Molecular function (GO): structural constituent of ribosome
Source: RefSeq, marked provisional